UAUAUUCGCCUUCGCCAUUCGGGAUUCGGUGUUCGCGCUUUCGAUGAUCGUACGUUUACGUAGCAUCGGAUCGGAGCAAGGAGAUUGAACGACGUAGGACGACUUUCGGCGACGCGACGGUGUCGUUUCGCACCAUGCUACGGCAGCAUAGCCUCAGCCUGUGCCUGGGUAUGGGUAGACAUUGAGAAUUGAGAUUACGAUAGGUCGAUGGGCGAGUGCAGUGUGCUACAGUAUAAUCGCGAUCACAGUACGCAUGGUCCAUGGUAUCGCUGAUAUUUUAACAUGUUGCAUUCGCGUACCGGCGGUGGCGAUUAUUAGUUAUUAGUUAUUACUAAAUCGAGUAUUCGUUUUUCGUUUCGCUCGUAAAAAUCGCUAGGUACCAUAAGUACGAGUACUUCGAUACGAUAAUAUACACGUGUUUUCGUCUUCGGCCGCGAUAACAGUUUAUGGUGCUACAUUGUGUAUUGUAUUUUUUGUGUAAGAAUAUUGUUCAAGUGCUUACGAGUAAGAUGUGACUGUGAGCGAAACGCUGAAAAUAUGAACAAGCCAUCGUAGAAGAGCCUCAUAAAUACGAGUACGAGAGACGAGAGCUAGUAUAGAUUUCGAGUGGACCAGUUUGUGACCGUGAACGAGACCGUGACCGUGAUCUUGACAGUCGCAGUUGGUCUUUUGCCAAAGGUCGAUUCCUAUACAGACGCCGACGAUUAUGACAUCAAAUGACAACUUAUUUCAAGACAAAGCAUCGGCGAAUCACCGGCAAUCUUCGCUCGAAAAUGAAAUUUGCUUUCUCAAUCAAGGCGAAGAAGACGAGAUGGAGAUCUACGGAUACGAGCGCAGCAUCUUCGGCACCGCGUUUACCUGGAUUCUGAUCAUUUUAUCAUUGGGUACGUUGAGACUAGUCUUUCAUUGGUAUGAACAUUGGAUGUUGUACAGCACGCAUCGAAAAUGCGCUUUAAAAUUCGCAGAAAGCGUUCUAGUUAUUGACAGAUACCAACAGUGCCAUACAACGUAUUUUGUCAAAAAAGUCGAAAGAACCAGUUUGGAGAAGCUUAGCGCAGAGGACGUGCAACGUGUCAGUAAUGAUGAUCUGGACGAUAGGACAGUGGCUCAGUUGGCGCACGAAACUCGAUCUUUAGUGAGGAUAUAUUUCAACGAUGGAUCCUUUAUCGAUGAAAGCGAUUUGAUCACAAUCUCGGUAAAGAAACUCAGAUACGUUUGGCGCGAAGAUGAAAAAAAAUUCAGCAAAAUUGGCGGCGUUGAAAAAAGUUUGAGUAAAGCAGAUUUUCACAACAUGAUAGGCUAUUCUAAGCAAGAUCAACUUUUAAGGCGAGUGGUGUAUGGCAAGAACGAGAUUCAAAUCCAAUUGCAAUCGAUCGGUGUGCUCAUGCUGCUGGAGUUUCUCAAUCCAUUCUAUAUAUUUCAAGUAUUUUCGCUCAUUCUGUGGUUCGUCGAAUUGUACCUGUAUUAUUCAUUCGCCAUUAUCGCGAUGUCGUUGUUUGGUAUCAUUUCUUCAGCUGUGCAAACUCGAAAAAACCAAAAACAACUAAAUACGACGGUCCGAGCCCAGGGUACGGUAACCGUAUGUCGAAAAUUGACCGACGGCAAAAAUCAGACAGCCGAAUACGAGCAAGUCGCCAUCAGUGACCUGGUGCCAGGAGACGUUAUCGAAAUUCCCAGAAGCGGUUUUGUGGUACCUUGCGACGCUGUGCUUCUUUGUGGCAAUUGCAUCGUAAACGAAAGCAUGUUAACUGGUGAAAGCGUUCCGGUGACCAAAACAGCACUACCGAAUGUAGGCUCCGGCUAUAACGAAAAAGAAGAUCAAAAUCAUACGCUGUUCGGGGGCACCCAAGUGCUUCAAGCCAGAUAUUACGCAGACGAAAAUAUACACGCGGUUGUACUGCGAACUGGCUAUUUAACCGCCAAAGGCAAUCUGGUUCGUUCCAUUUUGUAUCCUAUACCGCACGAUUUUAAAUUCGAUCGAGACAUUUAUAAAUUCGUGUGGGCUUUAGGAGCGGUUGCCAUCAUCGGUAGCGCGUACAGCGCUUUCAUCAAGAUUGUCCAUAAGGCUGCCUUAUUCGAAACCAUCAUCGACUCGUUGGAUAUCCUUACGAUUGUCGUUCCUCCUGCGCUGCCAGCUGCCAUGACAGUGGGAAAGUAUUAUGCUCAAAGCAGACUUCAAAAGCAGAGAAUCUCUUGUAUGAAUCCGUCCGUGAUCAACGUUUCCGGCUCUAUAAAUUGUAUAUGUUUCGACAAAACGGGCACAUUGACUGAAGACGGUCUCGAUUUAUACGGCGUGAUACCAGUACAAAAUAAACAAUUGGGGCAAUUGGUUAGUAACGUUCGCGACACCGAUGUGGAUGUCCAUUUGCCUACAACUUUCAUCGAAGCCAUGGCUACCUGUCACUCGUUAACUUUGAUAGAUAGUGUCAUUUCCGGAGAUCCUUUAGAUGUUAAGAUGUUCGAGGCGACCGGAUGGAUUUUAGACGAGACUGAAUUGACUGAUACGCUCAAGUACGACUUACUGGCUCCAACCGUUGUGAAAGCUCCAUCACCUUUAUCGUCGCCUGCAACUUCGAUACCGACAUCUCCUUCAUCAUUGUCGCUUUCGGCGACUUUGGCUGACGAUCGUGAAGUAGGCAUCAUACAUCAAUUUCAGUUCUCGUCACGUUUGCAAAGAAUGAGCGUGAUUACCAAGCAUUUAAAUUCCAAAGAUUUCACCGUGUAUUGUAAAGGAUCGCCUGAGAUGAUCGAAUCGCUUUGCGAGCCAAAUUCCGUGCCACAAAAUUUACACAGCGUAUUAGAGAAGCAUACGGAGAAAGGCUAUCGAGUAAUCGGCGUCGGUUACAGAACGUUUCCAUCCAUCGACAUAAUAAAACUCAAACGACUCCACAGGGAUGAAGUGGAACGUGACUUGAUCUUCGUCGGACUUGUAAUUUUUGAAAAUAAAUUAAAACCUCAAACCGUUCCAGUUAUUGCUGAUUUAAAACAAGCUCGCAUGAAGCUGGUCAUGUUGACAGGUGAUAACAUUCAGACAGCCAUAUGUGUCGCUAAAGAAUGCGGAAUUAUCGCGAGAAACGAAUUCGUCGCUACUUUAAAUGUAACCGAGACCAAUGGUCGAAUCACCGAUGAUGCCCACAAUCGGUCCAAAUUAACGUACACGAUACGAGGCGGUGGUUCUGGGGCCAUUCAUACAGACACCAUUACCGCAGCUGAUUCGUCAAAAUUUCUGACGAUGCCUCAAAAUAACGACAAAGGCAGCAGCGACGUUGAAAUGGGACUAAAACAGCGGAACGAUUGCAAAUUCGCGUUAACCGGUCACACAUGGAGUGCAAUUAGGCAACAUUAUCCGGCCAGUGUGGCGACUGUGCUAGCCAAUGGUGUGGUUUUCGCUCGUAUGUCCGCCGAUCAAAAGCAACAAGUGAUACAAGAGUUGCAAAAUUUAGGGUUUUAUGUCGCGAUGUGCGGAGACGGAGCCAACGACUGCGGGGCUCUAAAGACAGCUGACGUGGGUAUUUCGCUCUCUGAGGCGGAAUCCUCCGUAGCAUCACCGUUCACUUCGCAACAGGCGGAUAUCGGUUGCGUACCAAAGGUAAUCCGCGAAGGACGAACCGCAUUGGUCACCUCAUUCGGCCUGUUCAAAUUCAUGAUCCUGUACAGUUUGCUGGAAUUCUUCUCGACAGUGCUUCUGUACGGCGAGCGGAGCGCCUUAUCUGAUUUCGAGUUCCUGUACAUCGAUGUCUUCCUCAUCGUCGUAUUCGCCUUCUUCUUCGGUCAAAGUAAACCUUACGGUGGCGCUCUGGUCCCACAAGCUCCCUCUUCUAGUCUUCUAUCCGCAGUUCCCAUCUUAUCUUUACUUCUGCAAACCGCCCUAAUGGUUAUGGUGCAAACCAUCUCGCUGCUUCUGGUCAAAAAUUUCCACUGGUACCAGCUGGCUGCUCCUUUAGCCGUUCGACACGAAUUCGAUAACUACGACAAUUACGCCGUAUACACGGUGUCCCAAUUCCAAUACAUCAUCUUGGCGGUGACUUUUUCAGUAGGCAAGCCUUACCGCGAACCUAUCUACAAGAACGCCGGCUUGUUUUGGUCGCUGACCACGAUGACUCUGGUGUCCUGCAUUGUAACCGUCACUCCGCCCGUUUUCCUACAACACCAGUUUCAACUUAAAAUGCCACCAAGUCUCGACUUUCCGCUCAUAGUGGUCGGUCUGGCCGCCAUAAACGCUGCUGCCAGUUUACUCAUCGAAGACGUGCUCGUCAAUAUCGUUCUAGUGAAGUUUUUACAGUUCCGUGAUCGGCGUCGCCUUCGCAAAAUCCACUCGGAAUAUGACCAGGAUCGAUCUAUCUGCAAAUCCAACUCCAAACAGCAAAUUUAUUCGUCCGAUCAACAUUUGAUGCAGAUGGGCCCCGGAGCUAAAUACUAUGGCACUAUGGGCAGUUAUAAUUUCAUUUGAGAAGCGCCCUUACUGGGCAUGUAUGUACUUACUACCUCCGUGUCCCCCAUACCAGGUGUAAUUGCACAUUGUGUGUUCUUAUUGCCCUUUUUAUACCUUCACCAACCCACCCAUUCUCAAUUUUGAUAUCAUAAUGUACCUCUUGUGUUACCUUCUAUAUUACCUAUUUAUCUACAUGCGAUUUCCCUUAUGAUACCUACCUGUCUAGCGAGCUAAGAUGAACUGUUUGUACAUAAUUUUUAUUUUUAUUACGCGAUCUUCAUUUUGUCUAUUUUGUGUUUUGUUUUUUCGUUUGUUUGAUUGUUUCUUUUUUUUAAAAAUCUCGAAUAAAAUACGAUGUUAAUGUU
Molecule: messenger RNA, 4797 nt
Organism: Planococcus citri (citrus mealybug)
Lineage: Eukaryota; Metazoa; Arthropoda; Insecta; Hemiptera; Pseudococcidae
Product: polyamine-transporting ATPase 13A3-like
Exons: 18
Coding region: 707-4450 (1247 amino acids)
Biological process (GO): polyamine transmembrane transport; intracellular calcium ion homeostasis
Cellular component (GO): membrane
Molecular function (GO): ATPase-coupled monoatomic cation transmembrane transporter activity; P-type transmembrane transporter activity; ATP hydrolysis activity
Source: RefSeq, a predicted model, not a curated record